Molecule: messenger RNA, 2181 nt
Organism: Ostertagia ostertagi
Lineage: Eukaryota; Metazoa; Nematoda; Chromadorea; Rhabditida; Trichostrongylidae
Source: the annotation of a GenBank genome assembly
AUGGAUAUCUGUGUUAUCGAAAGAGCUGCGGAGACACUUUUGGGUCCGCCAAAUCUUGUGUCAGCGGAAAGUCGGCGUGAAGCAGAGCAGCUAUUCCACAACAUCAAGCAGGAACUUACCAUUGAGGCUGCCGGGCAAAGAACACGAAGAAUCAAUGCGUUCUCUUUUCAAAUUGCACAAAUGACCGGUGAAAUUGUAUUGCGUGACUGGGUGUUGCUGUCGAAAGAGCAGAUCAUUCAUACUUAUAAAAUGUUGUUGGAAUUCGUUGCACAGAGAGAAGACUUAUCGAAUUAUGCUCAGACGGAGUUCCUCCGCUCCGUGGCGAUGAUUCUUAAGCGCGGCAUCAUCGAUGAGAAAACUGCAAGUCAUCGGAGGAAACUGAUCUCUGCAAUCACACAACAGUUCUCUUCAUCAUGGAGGAAUGCAAAAUUCAGUAUCACUUGGGAUUUCCAUGUAAGAGCAAAGACUAAAUUUGAGACGCUUCAUGCCUUACUCUCGCAAACAAAUAUCCUAUCCGAUGAGUUUGCGCACAGAAUUUGUGGAAAAUUCUUGGAGGUUGCCGAAACUACUUUAUCAUGGAAUUUUGCUUCAAAGAUUUUUCGACGGGUAUUUUCUUUGUGCCAGACAACGAAUUCGUUUCGGCCGCCAGCCUCAUGGAAGGAUUUGUUAGAGAAUGACGAGUUCUUCACACUGUUUUUCCAGCUGCAUUCGAAAAUUCGGACCGAUGAGGAUCUUUCAAUACAUUCGCUUUCGUGCCUAGUCCAAUUAGCUGGUCUAUCCGGUGAAGUGAUGGCUUCGUCUGAGUUCACUGAACAUUAUGUAAAGCUUUAUAUUGGAUCACUAAUGGAUCUUUUCGCAGAAGGUCCACUUCCGCAUGAAAUCAACUAUUUCUGUACAAUUGUGAAUCGCCUGUUCCAGUAUCGUCCUAUUCAGACAAUAAUGCGGGUAGGACCGGAACUCCGAAGGAAAUUUCUUAUUUAUCUGUCUCAAUAUAUUCAACACCUUACAAAUCAAGCAAUGUACACUGCAAUUGGUCGAGGAGAACACGAUGACCAUCACUCUCUUGCUCUACUGUUCGACUCAUGGACACUUCUACUACGGGGUCGUUGGAGAUUGGAGCUAACGCAGGAGGAAGAAACGAUGAUAGAUAAUGAGCUGAUCAUUGGGCCAAAUCUGCAAAUUGUUAAGCGCUUUGUGGAAUGUGUUCAAGCGCCACCCAUUGGCUGCCGUGCACCCAUCUUCACAGGUGGUGACGAUGAUGACGAGGACGAUAGAACACUUUUUCUGGAUCUCCUCACUCCACUGGGUACGAUGGCGUGCUACAGUGUUCGUGAAUUUAUGGACAUGAUGAUUCAUUUAAUUCGUGAGCACGUAUCCGAGUUCCAACAGAUGGCAUCUGGAUCAGCAGAUUUAUCUCGACUGCCUUCUUGGCAGGAAGAUAUGCACUGGCUGUUACUGAUUAUCGCUAACUCCGUAGUGAGUGAGGAUAUCGAUGGAACGUGUCGCACGGAGGGAGACGUCUUUGAAAGCUCGGUUGCAAUGGUGAAUGAGAGGGGACACGUUUAUAGCCUGGAACAUACGGACUCAUUCCUUUGUCAGUGCAUCGAAAAUCCAGCUGCCGACAGAUCGCAGGCUAAUGACCGAGUCGACCCAUACCUGCGUGCUAGCGUGGGCGUCUCCUUAGAACAUCAACUAGUGUCCGAAGGCCGUGGCGAAUUUCAUCAGUCCAGAGCUACGAGGUCCUCAUUUCUGUGUCUGAGGCGAUUACUAAGUGCAGCCAGCAGUUCUGUCGAGUAUUCUGAUGCGGAUCCGCUAGCGCUACCUGUUCUACCUCAAACAGGGUCAUUUACUCAGCUGAUUGUCAAAUUUGUUGUCCGAAAGGUGUUUACGAUUCUAAACAAGUUUGCUGGAGAGGAGAAGUUGUGCUUGGAUGCGGUGAAUUUGCUGACAGGCAUGAUUGAAGCGUAUGCGACCCUACUGGCAUCAGAACCAGAACUUUUUGACUACCUUGGACAACUCGACAUAGCAGCACUGCCGAGCAGGUUCAUACCUUUAUUUUGCUAUCGGUCUGCUAUUUUUGUCAUUUUCGGAAAUGAUCAGUCUAGGAAGUUCGUUAAAAAUUUUGGAGCCCAAAUAGACUCACGAAAUUUUAAUAAACGGAAGCUAGUGGUAGAUAAGUGA